Glycine soja is the source of this 1422-nucleotide messenger RNA. RefSeq names its product 1-aminocyclopropane-1-carboxylate oxidase. The coding region runs from base 84 to 1040 and encodes 318 amino acids. The transcript has 4 exons. The record is from RefSeq and is a predicted model, not a curated record. NCBI's taxonomy places the organism in Eukaryota, Viridiplantae, Streptophyta, Magnoliopsida, Fabales, Fabaceae.
ACCUCUGAGAACAACACUCCUGGCAGCAUAUACUCAUAAAUCACAUAGCUAGUUGUUUAAAGUAAGAGAGAAGAAAGAAGCAAAUGGCAAACUUUCCAGUUGUUGACAUGGGGAAGCUUAACACCGAAGAGAGACCUGCAGCCAUGGAGAUUAUAAAAGAUGCCUGUGAGAACUGGGGUUUCUUUGAGUUGGUGAACCAUGGGAUAUCCAUUGAGCUUAUGGACACAGUGGAGAAGCUCACAAAAGAGCAUUACAAGAAGACUAUGGAGCAAAGGUUCAAAGAAAUGGUGACCAGCAAAGGUCUUGAGUCAGUUCAGUCAGAAAUCAAUGACUUGGACUGGGAAAGCACCUUUUUCCUGCGCCAUCUUCCACUCUCCAACGUUUCAGACAACGCAGAUCUUGAUCAAGAUUACAGGAAGACAAUGAAGAAAUUUGCUCUGGAACUGGAGAAACUUGCAGAGCAGCUUCUAGACUUGCUAUGCGAGAAUCUGGGCCUGGAGAAAGGGUACCUGAAGAAGGUGUUCUACGGAUCCAAGGGUCCAAAUUUUGGGACAAAAGUGAGCAACUACCCUCCUUGUCCCACCCCUGAUCUGAUCAAGGGACUAAGAGCUCACACUGAUGCUGGUGGCAUAAUUCUACUCUUCCAAGAUGACAAGGUGAGUGGCUUGCAGCUCCUCAAGGAUGACCAGUGGAUCGAUGUCCCACCAAUGCGUCACUCCAUUGUAAUCAACCUUGGUGACCAACUUGAGGUCAUAACCAAUGGCAAGUACAAGAGUGUGAUGCACCGAGUGAUUGCUCAAACCGAUGGUACCAGAAUGUCCAUAGCUUCUUUCUACAACCCUGGUGAUGAUGCUGUCAUUUCUCCUGCACCAGCCUUGGUGAAGGAAUUAGAUGAGACAAGCCAAGUGUACCCAAAAUUUGUGUUUGAUGAUUACAUGAAGCUCUAUGCUGGUCUCAAGUUUCAGGCUAAAGAGCCAAGGUUUGAAGCUAUGAAGGCCAAUGCAAGCGUAGUUGAUGUGGGGGCCAUAGCCACAGUUUGAGUCUCAGGGCUCUCAGCAUGUGGAAUCGGUUAUGUGUGUUUCUGUUAAUAAUAAACAAAGGCUACUCACAACAUAUUACUAGUGUUUGGUGUCCUUGGAUAAUUGGCAUGGAAGCUUGUGCUUGUGCAGUAUAAUCAAACCUUAUAUAGUUCAAAAAAUAAAAGUUAUUAGGUUGAUCUUAAUUAGUUUGUGCGUGUGAUCCAUGAUAUGAUGUCGCCUGUGAUAUGAUGGUUAAGAUAGUGUGGUAUGUAGUGAUACACUGUUUUAGAAAGUAGUCUCAUCUUGCCCAUAUUACAAGGAACUGUCUCUCAUAAUUCCUCUUUGGCUUAUGAUUAUAUGAACAAUAUAGAGUGAACGAUAUAUUCUUACUUUUUUCUUUCUA